Molecule: messenger RNA, 4397 nt
Organism: Durio zibethinus
Lineage: Eukaryota; Viridiplantae; Streptophyta; Magnoliopsida; Malvales; Malvaceae
Product: putative U-box domain-containing protein 42
Biological process (GO): protein ubiquitination
Molecular function (GO): protein binding; ubiquitin-protein transferase activity
Source: RefSeq, a predicted model, not a curated record
AUAAUUUUUUUUAAUGUUCGAACGUUUGAUUUAAUGAUUUGGAAUAUAUUUUUUCUUGCGGAUUAAUAUCCAGAAGCAGUUUCUUAGUACGUCUAGAACUAUUAGCAUGGAUGAGAACUGAAAUGAAGCAGAUAAAAUAAAUUUGAGCUGCCUCCAAAGAACAAGGCUAUUGGAGGAUUUGCUUUUGAAAGAAACCUUCAAAAAUAUUAAAAGCAUGUUCAGUUCUUCAACACCAAUGUCUAGUUUUGUUUCCUUUGUCAAACAAAAAGUUUUGUUUUUCAUCAUAUCAUGUAUAUGCAUGAAGUACAUAGAGAUACAUACAUACAUAAUUACGCAUAGAAGAUACAUGGAGAGAGUUUUGACUUUGGAUGUAAGAAAUUAAAAUUGGUUACUUUCAGGAUGAUAACAUGAUAUUCACGUAUACAUUCAUAUAUAUAUAUAUAUAUAUAUAUAUAUAUUUACUGAACUACCGUGGAGAAGAGACUGAUUCAAUGAGAUACUUUUUUCUUAAAACCUCUUUUACCCCAACUCCAGUCUUCAGGCUCUGCAAGUUUGCUCAACAGUCAAUACCAGGAGGAUCCUUGGAGGUUGCAGUUCUGGUUUGAUGUCGAUGGACAACACUUCCUUUUCUAGUCCUAUUGAAUCCUUGGUGGCAGAUAUUUCAGCAAUCACAGAAUCAGUAGAAUGUAUAGAAGCAGAGCAGGAAAAUUUUAUUGAAGUGGGAUGCUACCUUUAUCGAGUUUUUCCAGUCAUAAUGGAGCUGAAGUACACUGAGAACCCCCCAAAAAAUGCAAAAGAGAUUCUACAGUCUCUUUCCCAGAAUGUCAAGCUGGUAAAAAAUCUUGUGGGGAAAUGCCAUAAAGAGAACCUUCCAGUCACAGAUACUAAACUGGGAAGCAUCAUAGCCCAGCUAGAAUGUGUGGUAAAAGAAAUAGGUGAAUGUUUGUGUUUGAUACCAUCUGCAACAUUUGGGGGUGAGGAAUAUGCAGAAACUGCAGUCCGGGCUCUUUCUGAUGAAAUGCAGGAAGUCCACUUUGAAGUUAAGCAACCCCAAGUACUACAAACCAAAGAGCUAGAACCACAGAUGUCUUUUGCAUCAGAACAACCUAAAAAAUUGCAAAUGCCAAUCGAAAGUUCUCAAAUGCCACAAGAAUCAGAUCUGUACCCUGUCGAUGACCAAGUCUCUGUCUCCACAGAAAGUUCUCAAAUUUUGAGCACGCCACACCUAGUUGAUUUCCUUAAUAUUUCAAGUCAGAGAAGCCAAUGGCACCGUGAGGACAUAAACAAAUCCUUGACAACAUUGCCACAGGUGGCUCACUAUAUUGAACCUCUGUACGACACUUUCUUCUGUCCAUUAACUAAGCAUAUUAUGAAUGAUCCAGUUACCAUUGAAAGUGGAGUGACCUAUGAGAGGAAGGCGAUAACGGAGUGGUUCGAAACGUUCAGUCAUCUAGAGGAUGUAAUCUGUCCCACCACAGGGAUGAAGCUAACAAGUACAGUUUUAAGCACCAAUGUUGCUCUAAAGACCACGAUACAGCAAUGGAAGGAUAGGAAUGAGGUUGCAAGGAUCAAGGUUGCCCGUUCCGCGUUAACUUUGGCUAGUUCGGAGAGUAUGAUACUAGAGGCAAUAAGAGAUCUGCAACAUAUCUGCAAAAGGAGACGGUAUAAUAAAGUAAAAGUACUUGGUGUUGGAAUUGCGCCAUUGCUUAUUAAGUUACUUGGAUAUGAAAACAAAGAUGUUAGAUGUGGGGCUUUGGAACUAUUACGCCAAUUGGCUGAAGAAGAUGAUGAAGGAAAGGAAAUGAUUGCCAAUAUAAUGGAUAUAUCAACAUUAAUUAAGUUGCUAACAAGCAGCCACCAGCCAAUUCGGCAUGCAUCAUUGCUUUUCUUACUUGAGCUUUCAAGAUCUCAAGCUUUGGGUGAAAAAAUUGGGUCAGCUGCUGGAGCAAUCUUGAUGCUGAUCAGAGUUAAAAACAAUCGCCAUGUUGAUUCCUUUGCUUCAGAAAAAGCAGAAGAAAUUUUAAAGAACCUGGAGAGAUAUCCAGAUAACAUAAAGCGGAUGGCAGAGUAUGGAUUCUUGGAACCUCUUUUAAAUCAUCUAACAGAAGGUUCCGAGGAGGUGCAGAUGGAAAUGGCAAGCUACUUGGGGGAAAUCAUUCUUAGUAAUGACAGCAAAACCUAUGUGGCUGAGAGGGCUUCUUCUAGUCUCAUUAAAAUGGUGCAUAGUGGAAACACCAUUUUCAGAAAGGCAGCAUUUAAGGCUCUAGCACAAAUCUCAUCUUACCAUCCAAAUGGCAAGAUACUUGUAGAAGCUGGUAUUGUCCACAUUAUGGCUGAAGAGAUUUUCACUCGUAGGAUAUAUGAUGAACCAAUGAACUCAAAGAAAGAAGCUGCUGCAAUACUUGCAAAUAUUCUUGAGUCUGGUGUUGAGCAUGACAGCAUCCAAGUAAAUACUCAUGGCCACAGGCUAAGCUCAGAUUAUGUUGUCCAGAACAUUAUCUACAUGCUUAAGAAUUCAACUCCAGAUGAGUUCACCAUCAAUCUCAUCAGAAUUCUCUUAUGCCUGACAAAGUCACCCAAGUCAAUGGCAACAAUUAUCUCAGUUGUGAACGAGACUGAAGCAAGCUACACCCUCAUUGAACUCAUCAAUAACCCAAAUGAACAACUUGGGGUUGCAGCAAUCAAGCUGCUCAUUUCCCUUGCACCCCAUGUUGCUAACACACUAGCAGAGAGGCUCUGCAAAACCAGGGGGCUACCUGAGAGUUUAAUUGAGAGCCCUACUGAAACUAACCAUAUCACAGAGAAGCAUGCAGUUUCUGCAAAAUUCCUGGCAAAACUCCCCCAACAGAACCUAACACUCAACCUUGCUCUUCUGAACAAAAAUGUUGUCACCACAAUCCUUCGGAAAAUCUUUCUAUUCCAAAUAAGUGGAACAAGAACUAGCAGGCAUGCAACUGUUUACUUAGAGGGCCUUGUAGGAAUUCUUGUUAGAUUCACAACUACACUGUAUGAACCACAAAUCUUGUCCCUAGCAAGAACUCACAACCUCACGUCAGUGUUCACAGAACUUCUCAUGAAGACAUCUAGUGAUGAAGUUCAAAGACUGUCAGCAACUGGACUGGAGAAUCUCUCAUUAGAGUCGAUAAAUCUAUCACGGCCACCACAAAUUAAGAAAACCAAGUUUAUGAAAUUGUUCCACCUACCGAAGUUCCUAUCUUCCAGUUCAUCAAAAAGGAGAAAGAUACCAGUACUAUGUCCAGUUCAUAGAGGUGCUUGUUCUUCAGAAAGCACAUUUUGUUUGAUAGAUGCUAAGUCUGUAGAAAGGUUGUUAGCAUGUCUGGAUCAUGAGAAUGGUGAGGUAGUUGAAGCUUCAUUGGCGGCUAUAUGUACUUUGUUGGAUGACAAGGUUGAUGUGGAAAAGAGUGUGAGCUUGUUGAGUGAAGUAAAUGCUAUUCAACAUAUCUUGAAUGUAGUGAAAGAGCACAGACAAGAGGGCCUGCGGCAUAAAUCAUUUUGGAUGAUAGAAAAAUUCCUAGUGAAAGGUGGAAAUAAGUCAGUUUCAGAUAUAUCACAGGAUAGGUUGCUGCCUGCCUCAUUGAUUAGUGCUUUUCAUCAUGGGGAUGGUAGUACAAGGCAGAUGGCUGAGAAUAUUUUAAGACACUUAAACAGGAUGCCAAGUCCAUCAACUACUUAUUAUACCAUGUAAAAAGACGCUCGAAUUUCACUCCAGUUUUCGGGUCAAAGAUAUUCCACUGUAAGACCAAGUACGUUCCCAUUAUUCUAAUAGCAGUAAUUCUAAGUUGUGAUGGAAAGAACAAAAUAAAAACUUAUUUUAUGUUACCAUUACCAUUUCUUUCUACCCCCAGGAGUUCUUUCUGUGCCUUUGGUUUGACUUUGGAGAAGAUUUAAAGUGGUCUCAGGCAGAAGAAAAAUGUGGCAUGCGGCAUUGCCUGCCCCUACGCUGCCUAUAUUGAGCAGUCGAAUCCCAUAUUUUUUUACACCUUAUAAACAUACCCUACCAAAUUGUCUGCACUACAUAUGUUAUCUUAUUUGCUGGCAGAGACGACAGACCUACUUGCUGUAACCAGAGGUCCCCGAAGUACUGAUUAUCCCUGGGUACAUGAACUAAAGAAAUCAAUAAGGCUUCAGCAGAGAAAAGGUUUUACUUGUUUGUGAAUUUUCAAGAGACAUUAGCCUCGGCAUUGGCCUGCAGGAAUUGGCUGGCAGUCUGCUAAAUACAGUUGCUGACAUAAUAAAUGUUCUUUUCAACGUCCAAAGCAUCUCCACCUUCCCAUCAUCUUUUAUUUUUCAAGUCAAUCCCUGUUUUCCCUCAAUCUCUGUUGACAUCAUUUGACCGUCUCCAAGCAAUAAUUAUAGUGCAUAUCGACUCUCUAGCA